CCAUGGCUCCCACAUUGCGUGCUCGUGAUUCUAAGGCAAGCGGUUCGGAGAAUCGCCCCAAGAACGAGGAUUCUCUUCUUAUCAAGCGCCAGAAGCAGAGGGAGCGAAUGCGCAAGCGGCGGGCUAACAUGUCACCGGGUGCCAAGGCCAGGGAUGCGGAACGGAAGCGGCGAGAACGAGCGGCAGCGUCACCAGCUGCCAAGGCCAGGGAGGCGGAACGAAAGCGACGAGAGCGAGCGGCCGCGUCACCGACCACCAAGGCCAGGCGAGCGGAAAAAAUACGGCAGCAGCGAGCGGCCGCAUCACCGAACACUAAGGCCAAGGAGGCAGAAAGAAGGCGGAAGCGGCGAGUGGCCAAGUUGUUGAGCACCAUGGCCAGGGAACUGGAAAGAAGACAGCAGCAGGUGGCGGAUGCGUUACCAAGCGCCAGGGUCAAGGAUCCAAAAAGAAAGCGGCUGUCGCCGCUACUGACGCCCAGCAGCGACUGCGCCAACACACUGAAUGGCCUGAACCUCGCCAAUGAGCCCACUCUUGUAGGUCCUGCGGCAAUUAGCGACGACAUUGCCCUCCUGGUGCCGAUGUGCGAGCCUGAAGAGAUAGUAGUUGCGGUCAAUAUCUUGGACGCCUAUUUACUGACUCACACUGAUUCGGAGACUGGUGAUGUGGAACUCUGCUCUCCUCAAAGUAUAGAGGAGGAGUGUGGCAUUACAGUCGAGGGCCCCAACGUCCCUUCACUGCUUUAGUCACCUUAUUGUGUGCAGGGCUAGUCUAGCGCCGUAUGAAGUGACCCACAGGGACCAUUGUGGGGGCUGUGGCAUAUGUGGUGGACACGUCAGCAGUGACUAAUACCAUGAGAUGAGAUGCACAAGCACGUGCACUCCCCGGUGAAACUGCCCGAGUGUGGCAUGAUGCGACCGGUGCUUUCAAAUCUAGUCAGAGCAUGAAGUGCCACUGGAAUCUGCUAUUGGGGGCGCUGUACGCUUGCCCCGACUGUGGCCUGUCUUUCAACUAGAAAUCGCAUCUCUGAAGCCACAGGGGCAAGCGGCCGUUCCAGUGAAUCCGGUGCAUUGAGCACUUCACCGAUCUCAGCCGUGUCAAGAUGCACUGGUGUGCGGUACCUGCGGGCAAGUACCUGUACUGCUGCUCGCACCGCAAAGGUCAGUAGUGCGGUUAGCAGUGCGGGUACUCGCCCUUUUUUAGUUUUUUAUUUAUUUAUUUUACUAUAAAUGGUGUGUGUUUGCUUUUUACAAGAAAAAUGAGGUAGUUGCGUCUUCAGUCUUCGAGUAAUACCUGUGUUACAUGGGCACUUCUGAAAGGCUAUUCAUUCAAUGGCCGUUGAAAUUCCUUAACUCGAUCGACACAAUGGAGGUGUCACACUGCUACAUGCAUGACCGAUCAGGAUCUUGAAUGGUUGAGAUGUUGAAUGGUUCAGGUAUUUUUCGCAAGAGUUCUGAGGGUCUGCGUUUUCGUAUUCGUGUCACUGAAAGGUAAAUCUACUUUAAAACAUGUCUGUUUUUGUUUAAACAUUACAAUGAACUGUUCAUUUGGCAUGAACACAUAUUUAGUUCUUAAGCUUUAGAGCUGCGAAACUGUGGUGAGCGGUAUGUUGUGUCAUGCGACCUCUGGUGUCACGCCAUUGUAUAAGCAUGUUGUGCUUCCUGUCAGUGCUGCAGGAUGGAGUCCCGUCUUAGCGGGUGUCUGCUUUUUAAUUUUGUAACUGAAAUGCAUGUGGCGACCUAAGUCACGUGACUUGUGUCACGCUGGCCCAACACCCCUUUUUGCUCUCCUUAAAAACUUCAUGCAGUAAACUGAGAACACACUCUAGUCUCGCUGAAUGUUCUGUUUCAUGUCGUCUCACAACGCCCUCCUGUUGCUAGGCCUUUCUGUCGGUUUGCCGUGGGGCGUGCUGCACUUCUGGCAAUACAACACGAUACAUGGAAGGAUGGUAUGAUGAAGUCGAGCACAUUGCUGUUGUCAAGAAUAAUAUUCAGUUUGCACAUUUAAAUUGGUGAAAAUACUUUGUUAAAUAGUUUACAAUGCUCGCAUGUACUUAUUUUAAAGAAUCCUGGUUAGCUUCCUUUUUCUGGUCGUAAGCACAAGCACAUUGUUAAUGCGAGGACACUUUUACAGUUACUGCUUUCUUUGCUCAAUGGCUAUUGAAGUUUGGCAGAGUUGUGUGGUGCUCCAAGACUAUUGACUCAAUGGCCUUUGAAACGUCCCCUGUGGCAGUUCGCGUAUGAUCGUUGAGUCAAUACACUAUUAGCCGGAAGGCCAAUUGUGCACCCAUGUGACACGGGUAUAACCUUUCACCCACCAAAGCAAUUCAAGGGCUGAAUUAAUCAAUGCCGUUGUCGCUUUGAUGUCUUCAUGUGGUCAUGACAGGGAAGAAAACGGCACUCGAGCUGAUAGACAGGAAACUUUAUUGGGUGAACUUUGGCUAAGCCCAGGAAACAAAAAGCGAAAGUACAAGCGAUACGCCCUGUACACUGAUAACAGUGAUCACAGUGUUGGCCGUGGAUAGGCUGGUCGGGGCAAAGGUGCAUUGGCAUUUAUAGGUGCCCCAUCAAUGAUUCCAGACUUAUUAUUGGUGGUCGCAUUCGUUCAAGAAUGAAAAGCACUGGUUUUAUUGUGCGCUUGAACUUAUCAGAACAACUAACGUAGGGUAGUGUUUGGGACCUUUACUAUUUCUAAUAUAUAUAAAUGACAUCGUUAACGAAAUUUUUCCCCCUAUUCAAAUUAGGCUAUUCGCAGACGAUUGUAUAGUGUUUAACGAAGUUUGUUCUCUUAAUGAUUAAUUAAUGCUUAAUUCUAACCUUCAAAACAUCUUGUCGUGGUGCG
Messenger RNA from Rhipicephalus microplus (southern cattle tick), 2838 nucleotides. RefSeq lists its product as uncharacterized. Lineage: Eukaryota; Metazoa; Arthropoda; Arachnida; Ixodida; Ixodidae. The record is from RefSeq and is a predicted model, not a curated record.